AUGCCCCAAGUUGAAUCUGCGGUAUAUUCUCACGGACAUCAUGCCUCUGUCAUCCGAAACCACAGCCAACGCACUGCAAAGAACAGUAUGGCCUUCCUGCUACCGCACCUCAAACCCUCCAUGAAGAUCCUCGACCUUGGAUGCGGACCUGGCAGUAUAACCACCGACCUGGCCGAGUACGUACCUGAGGGACACGUGGUCGGCCUCGAUCGAGCGGUCAUCCUCGAUCAAGCAAGAGAAUUAGCGUCCAGUCGCGGCGUGACGAAUAUAGAAUUUAUCGACGGGGAUGCGAAUGAGCUUCCUUUCGAAAGUGGGACGUUCGAUGUAUGCUGUUGUCAUCAAUUAUUACAACAUGUUGGAAAUCCCAUCCUUGUUUUGGAGGAGAUGAGACGAGUGGUCAAGCCUGGCGGGAUCAUUGCAGCGAGGGAGGCUGAUUAUUCGGUUUUCUCUUGGUAUCCUGAGUCGAGGGGAUUGAGUGAGUGGCAGGAGUUGUAUGAUCGGGUUGCUCGGCAUAACGGUGGAGAGCCCAACGCAGGAAAAUUCCUGCAUGUUUGGGCCAGGAAGGCUGGUCUUUCAGAGAUUCAGUGUUCCGUGUCAAACUGGUGCUUUUCGACUGAUGAAGAGACGCGGUGGUGGUCCGAUUCUUGGAAGGAUAGGGCGUUGCACUCUUCGUUUGCGACGACCGCGUUGGAGGGGGGCCUGGCAAAAAUGGAGGAUCUGGAACGGGUUUCGGAGGCUUGGAAGCAGUGGGGGGGAGGACCAGGAUGCUUGGUUGUCGAUCCCUAG
This is a messenger RNA of Penicillium manginii, 786 nucleotides long. RefSeq names its product class I SAM-dependent methyltransferase. Gene Ontology annotation, molecular function: methyltransferase activity. The coding region runs from base 1 to 786 and encodes 261 amino acids. The record is from RefSeq and is a predicted model, not a curated record. The transcript has 2 exons. Lineage: Eukaryota; Fungi; Ascomycota; Eurotiomycetes; Eurotiales; Aspergillaceae.